AUGAUUACAAAUGGCACGCUGGGUCCAAUGCCUCUAAAUGGUUUCCAUGGCAUAGCUGAUGUGGUUCAAGGGACUUUCCAUCGUGGCAGUCUUUAUCAGCACCACACCCUUGCCCACACCACAAGGAAUCCCCACUGCAUAUUCUUCCAUUCUCUCCUUCACAUGGCUCUUUCUCUUCUGUUUCCUCUUCUUGCCACCUUUCUUUUCAUGCAAACUCUGGCAGAUACUUCCUUUAUACAAUCUCGUGCAGCAUAUUACCCAAACUCUGAAGAAAACGGCACAGACGUUGGUGCAUGUGAAUUUGGUUCUUUUGGUGCCACCGUUAAUGGUGGGGAUGUAUCAGCUGCAUCUAAUCUUUAUCGAAAUGGUGUUGGCUGUGGUGCCUGUUAUCAGGUGAGAUGUAGCAAUAGUGCUUAUUGCUCAGGAAACGGUGUCACAAUAGUAAUAACUGACCAAGGCUCAAGUGCUAACACUGACUUCAUUCUUAGCCAACGAGCUUUUGGUGGGAUGGCUAUCAAUAAGGACGCUGCUGCUUCUCUAUUAGCUCUUGGCAUAGUUGAUAUUCAAUAUAGACGGGUUUCAUGCAGCUACCCAAACAAAAACAUUACAGUUAAGAUACAUGAGAGCAGCAACAACCCUCACUAUUUGGCUUUUGUCUUAUGGUUUCAACAGGGAAGUAGAGACAUAACUGCUGUGCAACUUUGUGAGACUCAGAACUUUGUGUGCAAGUUACUGGAUCGGAGUCAUGGUGCAGUUUGGACCACUACCGCUCCACCGAGUGGACCUUUGGCUUUGAGAAUGUUGUUUAGUGCUGAAGAAGAGGGAGAUGAAUCGUGGGUCGUUCCAGUUAAUAACAUUCCACAAGACUGGAAGGCAGGAGAAACGUACGACUUAGGGGUACAAGUGGACCAAUAG
Sphenostylis stenocarpa is the source of this 915-nucleotide messenger RNA. The record is from the annotation of a GenBank genome assembly. Lineage: Eukaryota; Viridiplantae; Streptophyta; Magnoliopsida; Fabales; Fabaceae.